ACGGGCAAGGGCCGCCAUUUUGACUGAGCAACCAUAGUGACAGGAGCCGAAGCUGCAGCGCUGGUUGUCCCCGUCUCCCCUCCCCCUUCCCUUCUCCGGUUGAAUUCCCGGGCCCCCUACACUCCACCGUCCCGGCCCUGCCAUGUCCCAGAAACAAGAAGAAGAGAACCCUGCGGAGGAAACCGGAGAGGAAAAGCAGGACACACAGGAAAAAGAAGGUAUUCUUCCCGAGAGGGCUGAGGAGGCAAAGCUAAAGGCCAAAUACCCAAGCCUAGGACAAAAGCCUGGAGGCUCUGACUUCCUGAUGAAGAGACUCCAGAAAGGGCAAAAAUACUUUGACUCAGGAGACUACAACAUGGCCAAAGCCAAGAUGAAGAAUAAACAGCUGCCAAGUGCAGGACCAGACAAGAACCUGGUGACUGGUGACCACAUCCCUACCCCGCAGGAUCUACCCCAGAGAAAGUCCUCACUCGUCACCAGCAAGCUUGCGGGUGGCCAAGUUGAAUGAUGCUGCCGGGGGCUCUGCCAGAUCCUGAGAUGCCGCCCCUGGGUCCUGUGCUGGCUCCUCCCCUCCCUGCUUUUGCAGCCGGGGGUCGGGUGGUGGCUUGGGAAUGGGCUGGAGAGGCAGAAGCCCCUGCCCGCUGGUGUCCUAGCGCAUGGAGCCCCUUAGCCUGAGCACCAAGGCCUUGACCUUUCUUUGUUUCACCUUUUUUUCCAAAUAACUGUUGGGAGAAAUCUCAAUGAAGUCCUGUGGGUGUGGUGGAGAGGGUGGGGUGGAGAGUCGGUGGAUAUGAAUUUGAAUUUAGAGUUCAUAAAAAAGCAUUCCUGACUGUC
This is a messenger RNA of Dipodomys spectabilis (banner-tailed kangaroo rat), 834 nucleotides long. It is a transcript of the gene Ensa, whose product is annotated as endosulfine alpha. Gene Ontology annotation, molecular function: protein phosphatase inhibitor activity. The record is from RefSeq and is a predicted model, not a curated record. The coding region runs from base 143 to 508 and encodes 121 amino acids. NCBI's taxonomy places the organism in Eukaryota, Metazoa, Chordata, Mammalia, Rodentia, Heteromyidae. The transcript is spliced from 4 exons. Gene Ontology annotation, cellular component: cytoplasm.